CCUCUCCAUUGCUUACGACCAAAAUCAAACACAUAGAUCAAGCAUUACUAAACCUAAUUGCCUUUUCUAGCUUUUCCUUUCCGAGAAAAAAAACACAGCACUUAUUUUCUCAUUAACCAAACACUCUUGCCACUACUACUUCAUUUAUUAAACCAAGCAUGACUCCUAACAUCGUCAACGCUGCCGCAGCCAGAGCCACCGGUCUUGCCAAGGAAGCCAGUGGUCCGAACCGGGCUUAUGUGACCUUCUUGGCCGGUGAUGGAGACUACGUGAAGGGCGUGGUGGGGUUAGCCAAAGGGCUGAGAAAGGCGAAGAGCAAGUACCCUCUGGUGGUGGCGAUUCUGCCCGACGUUCCCGAGGAUCACCGGAAAAUUCUGGUGGAUCAAGGGUGCAUCGUCCGGGAGAUUGUGCCACUCCACCCACCGGAGAACCAGACUAAGUUUGCCAUGGCCUAUUACGUUAUCAACUACUCCAAGCUUCGUAUUUGGGAGUUAGUGGAGUACAGCAAAAUGAUAUACUUGGAUGGAGAUAUUCAAGUCUUCGACAACAUUGACCAUCUGUUCGAUCAGCCAGACUCCUACUUCUACGCCGUAAUGGACUGUUUCUGCGAGAAAACUUGGAGCAAUAGCCCACAAUACAAGAUCGGCUACUGCCAGCAGUGCCCGGAUCGAGUCCAGUGGGCUUCAGAGUUGGGCCCAAAACCUCCUCUUUACUUCAACGCAGGAAUGUUCGUUUUUGAGCCCAGUUUGCCGACUUACCAUGAUCUCCUCAAGUCAGUCAAAGAGACCCCUCCAACCCUCUUUGCUGAACAGGACUUUUUGAACAUGUUCUUUAGGGACAAGUACAAGCCUAUUCCACCAGUUUACAAUCUUGUUUUGGCCUUGUUGUGGCGUCACCCUGAGAAUAUCGAUCUUGACCAAGUCAAAGUCGUUCACUACUGUGCUGCUGGGUCCAAACCAUGGAGGUAUACUGGGGAGGAAGAAAAUAUGGAUAGAGAAGAGAUCAAGAUGCUAGUCCAGAAAUGGUGGGACAUAUACAACGACGAGUCGUUGGACUACAAGAAAACGACAACUGCUGGUGUGGAAGCUCCAAAUGGAACAACAGAGCAAGUGAAUCUCCAAGCCUUCUUGGAGGCACUAUCAGGGGCUGGUGUCGUUCCUCGUGUUAGAGCUCCAUCCGCGGCUUAGUGCCGUGUGUGUGGAUUUGCUGACCACAUCAUAUUUUAUACGGCUUUUUAUUUUUUUAAAAUUGUCUUCCUAUUAUUAUUUGGAAGACAUAUACAUAUAUCUUUUUAUUUUUAUGUAUGCUUAAUUUAGGUGUGUGACUGUGAGUGAGGAAACCCUAUGGAACUACUUUGGGUUACUUUCGUGCUGUAUUGGAAAUUGGAAUUAAUUAUCCUGUACUAAUUUAUUUUAUAUAUUAAUGAAAGUACGAAGUAUAUAUUUACUUC
Humulus lupulus (European hop) is the source of this 1450-nucleotide messenger RNA. RefSeq names its product galactinol synthase 2-like. The transcript is spliced from 4 exons. The record is from RefSeq and is a predicted model, not a curated record. NCBI's taxonomy places the organism in Eukaryota, Viridiplantae, Streptophyta, Magnoliopsida, Rosales, Cannabaceae. The coding region runs from base 159 to 1187 and encodes 342 amino acids. Gene Ontology annotation, molecular function: glycosyltransferase activity.